Cephus cinctus (wheat stem sawfly) is the source of this 519-nucleotide messenger RNA. RefSeq lists its product as uncharacterized. The record is from RefSeq and is a predicted model, not a curated record. Lineage: Eukaryota; Metazoa; Arthropoda; Insecta; Hymenoptera; Cephidae. The transcript has 3 exons. Bases 34 to 492 code for a protein of 152 amino acids.
AAUCUUCAAAGAAAUUUUCAAUUACAAUUUAAAAUGAUAGGACCGUCCUGUCUGAGUCCAGGAUGUGCCCCGACCUCAGCAGGCCCCUGCGACGACGCCUGCUCGUUACCGAUGGCCAAACCGAUACGGAUUUUUCAAUUUUUACUGGUCACGGGUCUUUUUGCUCUGACAAUGUACACAAUUUCCAAAAAUUCUCCUUACAAGCAAGAAGAAGCCAUACUGCUGACUGUACUUUUUGGAAGUUUUCUUUUUAUAUUGCUCAUUGACAUAAUCAGUCAAUUUGGUGGCGAUCCCAUUCCAGACACACCGAUGUUCCUUUUUGGCGUCGUCGGCACCAUCCUUUUUCUAAUGGCAGCUGGAGGCAUCUUUUUCAUAAGCAAAAGAGACGACGUUGAAGAAGUAUGGAGAUUGACAUUGGCAACUGCAUUGACAGCUGUCUGCUCGCUUCUCUUCCUAUUGGAUAUCCUUUUGAUCUUCCUUUACGGAUACUGAAUUUUAUUUUUUUUUAUCAGAUUUACC